Mauremys mutica (yellowpond turtle) is the source of this 4438-nucleotide messenger RNA. It is a transcript of the gene ZNF451, whose product is annotated as zinc finger protein 451. The coding region runs from base 268 to 3489 and encodes 1073 amino acids. The record is from RefSeq and is a predicted model, not a curated record. Lineage: Eukaryota; Metazoa; Chordata; Testudines; Geoemydidae. The transcript has 15 exons. Gene Ontology annotation, biological process: regulation of transcription by RNA polymerase II. Gene Ontology annotation, molecular function: DNA-binding transcription factor activity, RNA polymerase II-specific; sequence-specific DNA binding. Gene Ontology annotation, cellular component: nucleus.
CUGGGGCAGUUUCUUAGCAACCUGCCCUUGUCACUAGUUUGGGGUCUCUUUAACUGGCAGCUAGGGCAGUGAAAGGCUCGUGCUUUUCUUUCCCACUGCUGCUCCUCUCCCCUUCCUUCCCUCUGCUUAUCCUCCCAUUAAGCAUAUUAGCUGCUUUGAUGAAACUGGAAUGGAACUAUUGGUGCCGUGUUAUUUUGUGUCGCAUCAUAUUGUUUCCUCUGUUCCCUCUAGACUAGUACGUUCUUGCAGUUUAUUUUUGUCCAGAUAAUGGAGUCUCUCAGCUCUGCUAAGGCUCAUAAGUGUGAAUCAGCAAUGGAGGAUGAAAGUGAAGAUGACAUUGAGUUUAUCUGUGAAGGGCCUUCAAGACCUGUGCUUGAUUGCAUUGACCUUGUCAGUAGUGAUGAUGAAGAACCUAGCAGCAGCUCUAAUGUCCAUAGAAAUGUAAAGCAUAAAGACCACAUUGACUAUCAGAAGGAAAGGGUUGCUUCAACCCUCGAUCGCCUAGCACGCCACGUGGAGGUAGAGAAACAACAAAAAGAAGAGAAAAACAAAGCUUUCAAGGAAAAAGUGGACUCCCAGCAUGCUCAUGGAUUGCAGGAGCUGGAAUUUAUCCGGGGACAUAGUGACACAGAAGCAGCAAGAUUGUGUGUAGACCAGUGGCUAAAAAUGCCAGGUCUCAAACCAGGCACCAUUAACAUGGGAAGAAAAGCUGUGCCCCACAGAACCGGCCAAACACCAAUCAACAGCAAUCCCAUUUUAUGUCCUGUAAUGCACUGCAACAGAAAAUUUGAUAAUGGUCAUCUUCUGUUAGGUCACCUUAAAAGGUUUGAUCAUUCUCCAUGUGACCCAGCAAUUACAUUACGUGGACCUCCAACUAAUGCUGUUGCCUGUGUGGUAUGCUGCAAACGAUUUGUCACCUCACAGCAGUAUACUGAUCACCUUUUAUCUAAGAUAAAUGAAAAAGAUGAUGGGCAUAAAAGAAAUCUUCCUCCACAGCUUAUUCAGUGCUUUGCAUGUCCAUACUGCUUCCUCCUUUUCAGCAUAAGAGAUGAAUGCCUGCAGCAUAUGUCUGGAAAGAAUCAUUUCCUUCAGGUUUUUAAAUUGAGUGAUGAAACUGGGACACCACUUCCUUUAUCUUUCCCAUCAUAUGCAAAGAAACUUCUUAUAGCUUUAUGUAAAGAGGUCCCAUUCCAAGUGAAGUGCACAUCCUGCCACCAGAAAUUACGUUCGCAUAUGGAGCUAACAGCUCACUUCAGAACUCGUUGUCGUAAUGCUGGUCCUGUAUCACUGUCGGAAAAGAGCAUCUCCCAGGUUGCAGAAAUAUUUAAAGCAAGAGGUCACUGUCAAAACUGUGACAAACUCUUUGUAGAUGAAAGCCAGAUCAACCAGCAUAGCCAUGCAACUCAACACAAAGUUAAAAUUAUUACUACAAUGGAAGAGUCCAUCUUGAUGUUUUGCCAUAUUAAUGAAAGAAAUAAAAACCCAUCUCAGUUGAGGCAGAUUAUAAAUCAGUCAAGAUCUUCACUCCUUAAGAGACCAUUGACUUUGAGUGAGCCUGUCUGUAAAAAUGAGUCUGCCAUUUCAAAACGGAAAAAAGAUUUAGAAGAAAAAAAUCAAGAGGCUGGAGUAAGCCUACAUCAAGACAAUACAGGCAAAAUAAAAGCCUGGUUCUGUGAAUGCCUUCUGAAGUUUUCUACUGAAGAAUCAGUUGAAAAGCACAUUUUGUCAGCAAAUAGAAUCUGUCACAAGUGUGGUGUAUGUGGGAAGCUUGCUGAAAACUCAAGCAUCAUCCGUCUGCAUAUGAGUCGGUUCCACGGAGGAGCACACUUAACUAACUUCAUUUUCUGGUGCCGGGCAUGCAGUACAGACCUACUCAGAGAAGAGAACAUUAUGGCACAUGUGACUGAAUUUCAUGGUGGACAUUCUUACUAUUAUGAACAGGAAGCUCUAGAGAACGAGCCUAUGGCAUCCUCUUCUGACACACUAUGCAAUAUGUCUAUUAAAUGGAAAGAGCGUCUUCCUAGCCCUGUGGAUCAGUCCCUUGAGAGAAGUCCUAUUUUAGGAAAAUGGCAAUGCUGCAUUUGUGAGGAAAUGUUUGAGUCUGAAGACAGUGUUAAACAACAUUGUAUGUCUUUAGGAAGCCAUCAGUUUCACAGGUAUUGCUGUGGCUUGUGCAAAAAGCAUUUUCACAAAGUGGAAACACUAUACCGACACUGCCAAGAGCAGCACAGUCAUGAGAUACAGGUUAAAUAUUUUUGUGGCCUUUGUGGUGAUCUCUUUUUCGAUGUUGAGGAAGAAUUUCUAAUCCACUAUAAGAGUUUCCAUAGCACAGAUUACAUAUAUGUGUCUGAAGAGUCAAUAAAAAAUAAAGACGACAUUAUACUAUUAGAAAAAGGUGACUUUCUAACCUGUGGCUGCCGGGAAGAGUACAUCUCCAGAAUAAACAGAAAGGAAGAUCACCGGAACUGUCAGAAAACCCUACUGGAAAAAGGCAAUCUGUGGUUUCGCUGCUGCUUCUGUUCAGCAACGGCACAGAAUUUCACAGACUUGAAUGACCAUCUCAGCAAAAGUCACACCCCAAGGAAAAGCCAUGAAGAGAUGUAUGUUGUGAGAUGUGGUGCAUGCAACAAAAAUUUCCACGAUAUUGUGAGUGCCCAUCAACACUAUCAUGAUAAACACUGCUUCUUGCAAAAGCCUGAUAUAACACAUUUCAGAUCAGAAUCAGAAAGCAAAGUCUUCAACUUUACAGCCAGUGGUGCUUGUGUGGACAAGAAGCCUGAUAAACUAAAGUUUCCAGCAAAUGUAACUAAAGUUCAAAAAAAGUCAGAAUCUCUUUCUCUAAAGAGAGAAGAAGAUAGAAGGAAAGAAAGAAGUGAGAAUAAAACAUGUUCUGAAGAGCAUGGUGAAGAAGACCGUGAACUGCCAGAUUUUGACUAUCUGCGCACCAUGACUCACAUCGUGCUGGUGGACUUAGACAACUGGGGAAGGUUUUUCAUUCAUCUGCCAGCCAACCUGAACCAAGGGACAUUUGUUUGGGGCUUUCAAGGAGGACACAGUAAUUGGAAGCCUCCAGAACAGUGCAAAAUCUUUAAUUACCUUAAUAAGAUUGGAUGUUUCUUCCUUCAUCCACGCUGUGGUACCAGAAGAGAAGCAGCAGACUUUGCACUCUGCAUGCAUGCUGGCCGUCUGGAUGAGCACCUGCCCAAACAAAUUCCUUUCACCAUUCUCUCUGGAGACAAAAGCUUUCUAGAACUGGAGGAUCAGUUUAAGAAGACUCAGCGGACAGCUCAUAUCCUAAACCCUCAUGACAUCGAUGGAGAUAUGAUGUGUGCCUUACUAAACAGCAUUUCAGAUACUACAAAAGUUUCAGACAGUGAAGAGGAUGAUGAUAUUAAAACAGUGCAAAUGAAUUUACAAGAAACAAAGAAACAGGAAGAGGAAGAUGUGGAAUUACAAGAAGCUAUCAAACGAAGCCUGAAGGAAAAGUAAAUGAAGAUACUCCUGUAUGCAAAUAGCAUUCUAUCAAAGCUGCUUACAGAAGUGGAAGCUUGUUCAUCCAUUAACAAAGGGUCAGAAAAUACUGCUUUAAAAAUGUGCUUAUUCCUUUAAUGGUUAAAUUUCUAAUUAUUAUGUUGCUGAUUGUUUCAUGCAACUAAAUUAACAAAUGGAGCUUAUGGAUGUAUGGUUUGCAACAUCCUGUAUAUGACAAAGGAAAAUAAAUUGUUAAAAGCCUUACACAUUCCUUUUCUAAUGAUUCAUGACUGACUUUAAGUUCAGUUCUUGUUCUAAUCUAGGCAUGUAACUUGAGGUAGGCUGGUCUUAUACAUGUUGUGGUGUCUUUAAAAGGUUGUUCAUUUACUUCUUCCAUUGUAAAAAUUUCAUUGUCUCAUUUUACUUUUUCAGUGUACCCUUUGCAACAGAUAAAAAUAGUAAACCUCAGUUAAUCUCAGACCACCUUGCCUUACUGAUAAUUUUAUAAAGAGAAGCUUAGUCUCCAGGCCUACAAUUUACGAUUCAUGGGCUCACCCCAUGCCUGCACAAAGCUUUACUCCACAUGAGCACAGAGAUAUGCCCACAAGUUGUAAAUUGCAGGAUCCGUGUCCUAGAAUGUACAGUUGUUUACUGCUAUCUUUACUUUUAAUUUUUUAUGAAUGUGCAUAUUUUAAUUUGAGUAUGAGAGCUUGUUAUGUUAGUUGGUUUAAAAAUCUCAUCAGCUGUAUACCCUGUCUUGUUUAAGGCUGAAUCAAAGUUUGUAAAUAAAAACACUGAAGCAAAAAUUUUUUGCUAGCAAAAUCCCUCUUUGUUUGAGGUACAAGUGAAAUAACUUAAACAGGGACGUCCUUCCUGUAUUCCAUCCUCUUUAUAGUAUGCAUUUGUUGGUUUUCUAAAGGUGGCGUUUCAAUAUUUGACUAUAAUUAAAAACAUUAAUUUUUUUGUA